ACCAAAAGUUAGCCUUUUUUUUGUUGUUGAAGGAAACUAAAAGUUAGCCAUUUGUUAUGCUUUUCGACAUUUACUAUCUUUUAUUAUUUAUUGUCCCCUCCUUCCAUCUCUGAAAACAAGAACCCCUUGAAAAUUUCUUCACCAUAUCUCUAUCCAAUGGAUUCAAGCUCUAACGAAGUAGUCCUUGAUCUCUCACCCAUGAUUAAAAUCUACAAAGACGGUCACAUAGAAAGACUCAUAGGAUCCGACAUCGUACCUCCAUCUUUUGAUCCAACAACAAACGUAGAAUCCAAAGACAUUCUCAUCUCAAAAGACCAAAACAUAUCAGCCAGAAUCUUCAUUCCCAAACUCAACAACGAUCAAUUUCCAAACCAAAAACUCCCUCUCCUUGUUUACUUCCAUGGUGGUGGUUUCUGCGUAGAAACACCUUUCUCACCACCAUACCACAAUUUCCUCAACACCAUCGUUUCAAAAGCUAAUGUUAUUGCUGUUUCAGUUGAUUACAGAAGAGCCCCAGAACACCCUCUUCCUAUAGCAUACGAAGAUUCAUGGACUUCCCUCAAAUGGGUCGUUUCUCAUUUGCAUGGAAAUGGUUCUGAUGAAUGGAUCAACCGUUAUGCAGAUUUUGGAAAAAUGUUCUUUGCAGGAGACAGUGCUGGUGCAAACAUUGCAAAUCACAUGGCUAUUCGUGUUGGAACUCAAGGGCUUCAAGGGAUUAACCUUGAAGGGAUUGUUUUGGUUCAUACAUUCUUUUGGGGUGUUGAAAGGGUUGGAUCUGAGGCUACUGAGAAAUCUGAACACUUAUCUUUGGCUGAUAAUUUAUGGAGGUUUGUUUGUCCAACAAGUUCGGGAUCCGAUGACCCGUUUUUGAAUCCGGGUAAGGAUAAGAAUUUGGGGAGGUUGGGUUGUAAGAGAGUUUUGGUUUGUGUUGCUGAGAAUGAUUCGUUGAAGGAUAGAGGUUGGUAUUAUAAGGAGUUGCUUGAGAAAAUUGGUUAUGGUGGUGUUGUGGAAGUGAUUGAGACAAAAGGUGAAGGACAUGUUUUUCAUCUCUUUAAUCCAAAUUGCGAUAACGCUAUUUCUUUGCUCAAUCAAAUUGCUUCCUUUAUUAAUCAUAGUGGUUAACCUUAAGCAUGCUGUUAUGCAUUGCUAAAUGCUAAUUACUAUUAUGAAUUUAUGAUUAUGAAUAAUGUAAUGUAACUCUCGUGCAUUUGUGGAAUACCUGUUUUCUUGGUCUACA
Messenger RNA from Medicago truncatula (barrel medic), 1237 nucleotides. RefSeq names its product probable carboxylesterase 12. Gene Ontology annotation, molecular function: hydrolase activity. The transcript has a single exon. The coding region runs from base 157 to 1122 and encodes 321 amino acids. Lineage: Eukaryota; Viridiplantae; Streptophyta; Magnoliopsida; Fabales; Fabaceae. The record is from RefSeq and is a predicted model, not a curated record.